Molecule: messenger RNA, 1926 nt
Organism: Engraulis encrasicolus (European anchovy)
Lineage: Eukaryota; Metazoa; Chordata; Actinopteri; Clupeiformes; Engraulidae
Product: piggyBac transposable element-derived protein 4-like
Exons: 4
Coding region: 97-1752 (551 amino acids)
Source: RefSeq, a predicted model, not a curated record
UUGCCUAUUCUAGACUUUCCUUACUAAUAACUUUGAUUUAGAUAAAUUAAAUGAUCGAGGAGGAGCGAUAAUCUGAAAGUGUCCUGUCUGGUGGGUAUGAUGGAGGUGGAGGAAGAAGGAGGACGAGGAGGAAGAUGUUGGCAAAGAGGGAGAGGUGGUGGAGCUGGAGGUUCUCCUGUCAGCAGCCGCAGAGAUCGCAGUCGCUCGCCACUCCAAAGAUGGAGAAACGUGGACGAGCCUGAUGAUGGAGUCCCUCCCCCUCUCAGAUUCAACCCCAGACGCACCCCAGGUGUCCAGCCACCCCUCGAUAUGGGUGACCCAUCCCCAGGUGACAUUUUUUCCCAUUUUUAUGACGUGCCGGUGUUGCGACUGUUGUGUGAAUGCACAAACAAAAAUGCUGAAAAAAACCAGCAAGCUGGCAAGAAGUUCACCUGGACUACAAUAAGUCCAGGUGAAAUGAAGCAAUUCAUUGGCCUGUUGAUCUACAUGUCGGUGUUGGAGCUUCCGAAAAUCAGUGACUACUGGCGCCAGGACACCAUUUUUCAUGUCCCCUUCCCCGCCGCGGUGAUGACUCGGGACCGCUUCAUGGCCAUUUGGUCGAAUAUCCACAUGAGCGACCCAGAGAAGACCGCUGAAGAGGAGAGGAAGAAGGGGACGGAGGAAUACGACCACCUCCACAGGGUCCGACCUCUCAUGGAGCUCAUCAGACGGAGCUGCAAGGCCAUCUACCACCCAGGGCAGCAUAUCUCUGUGAAUGAGAGGAUGGUGGCGACCAAGCCCAGGAUUAAUAUGAAGCCAAAUAUGAAGGCCAAGCCCACAAAGUGGGGCUUGAAGUUUUUUGUUUUGGCAGACGCCAACGGUUACACGGUGGAUUUCAUGCUUUACACGGGGGAAAACAAGAUGGUGCCAGGAGGAGAGGGGCUUGCUUUUGAUGUCGUGACCCGUCUGGUGGACAAAGGCUAUUUGGGGUCUGGGCACAUCGUCUACACCGACAACUUUUACACAAGUCCUCUGCUCUUCCGUCACCUGAGCCAGCAGGGAUUUGGGGCUUGUGGAACAUACAGGCAAGGAAGAAUAGGUGUCCCAACUACUCCAGGAAAUGCACUCACCAAUCAAUCCUCAAGAGGCAGCAUCCGGUGGAUCAGAGACGGGGAUCUUCUAUUUGUAAAGUGGAUGGACACCAGAGAGGUGUCCCUGUGCUCCACCGUCCACCCAGUCUACAAUGGAGAGACAGUGCACCGCUGGCAGAAGACGGGUGAUGGGCAAAAGCGGAUCACUGUUCCCCGGCCCACCACCGUUGGCGAGUACAGCAGGUACAUGGGGGGAGUGGAAACAUCUGACCAGGUGAUUGGGACAAACUCCAUGCACCGCAAGACAAGAGGAUGGCCCAUGACCAUUUUUCAGCACCUGCUCGACAUUGCCGUCACAAACUCCUACAUUUUGCACGAGACUCAGUCCACCAACAUGCAGGCGAGGCCGCUGACAAGGCAGCAGUUCCAGGAGGAGCUAGCGGCGCACCUCCUUGGGGUCACCUUGAAAACGGGCCAGCCCAAUCCCCCUCCCCCACCUACCCGCCACCACCUGCCUGUCCCCUGCAGCAGUGGACAGACCAAAGGCCAGAGAGCCAGCAUGGGGAGGCGCCGCUGCAAGCUGUGUUCCAGAAACACACCCUGGAAGUGUGACGUGUGUGAUGUGGGCCUGUGUCUCGUUCCUGACAGGAACUGUUACUGGCAAUACCAUCAGAACCUGUAAUUUGUUGCUGUUAAGUUGUCUCUGUCUCUGUCUCUCUCUCUGUCUCUGUCUCUCUCUCUCUCUCUCUCUCUCUCUCUCUCUCUCUCUCUCUCUCUCUCUCUGUGGCAAAAAACCCUGCCUAAGCAUAUUGUUCUACACUUGUUACUUGUAUGUUUUUAAAUCCAUAAACUGAUG